AUGGCAUAUACAACUACAAGUUCACAUCAACGAACAAUAUACUCAGAUGGCUCUCGAGAUAAUUUUCAAUAUCAAAGACCAACAUAUUCACAACAACAACCAUCAUAUUCACAUGCACAAGAACGUCAUAUUUAUGAUGAACAACCAUAUUAUAUCAAUGAACAAACUAUUUCAGGACACAAUAUCGAUGGAGAUAAUCGACGAAGUGGACGGGUAACAUAUAAUAGUGGUGAUGGUGAUUUUAAUCGACCAACAAAUACAAGAAUUACUAAUGGUUAUACAUCGCAUCAACAUGAUUCAUAUAGUGGUGGUGCUGAUCGAGAAAAACUUCAUUGCUAUAAUUGUGAUCGAAACUUAUCUGGUUCACGAUAUAUACUUAAAGAUGAACGUCCUUAUUGUAUUAAAUGUUAUGAAGAUCGUUUUUCUAAUACAUGUGAUGAAUGUCGAAGAAAAAUUGGUACCGAUUCAAAAGAUCUUUCAUAUAAAGAUCGUCAUUGGCAUGAAAAAUGUUUUUUUUGUUCAAUGUGUAGAACACCGCUCGUUGAUAAACCAUUUGCUUGUGUAAAUGAAAAACUUUAUUGUGGAGAAUGUUAUAAUCAACAAUUUGCUACACGUUGUGAUAAAUGUCAUCAAAUAUUUAGACCAGGCUCUAAAAAACUUGAAUAUCAUGGACAACAAUUUCAUGAACAUUGCUUUACUUGUUAUUCAUGUUCACAACCUAUCGGUACAAAAAGUUUUAUUCCAAGAGAUCAAAAAAGUUAUUGUAUUCCAUGUUAUGAACAACAUUUUGCAACUAAAUGUACUCGUUGUCUUAAGGUGAUAAACCAAGGUGGUGUUACAUACAAAAAUCAACCAUGGCAUCGUGAAUGUUUUACAUGUACGAAUUGUAAAAAUUCUUUAGCUUCACAACGGUUUACAUCACGUGAUGAUCAUCCUUAUUGUGCCGAUUGUUUUGGUCGACUUUUUGCUAAAAAAUGUUUUGCAUGUACUAAACCAAUAACUGGUGUUGGUGGUACACGUUAUAUCUCGUUUGAAGAUCGUCAUUGGCAUAAUGAUUGCUUUGUAUGUCAACGUUGUCGAACUUCACUUGUUGGUCGUGGUUUUCUUACUGAAGGACCUAAUAUUCUUUGUCCUGAUUGCGGUAAACGAGAACAUUAUUAUGAAAGAGAAAGAGAAAAUAAUGAUUAUACACCUGCACUUCGUACUGUUAUUAGUUAUCACCAUAGAACAAAUUAA
Molecule: messenger RNA, 1236 nt
Organism: Rotaria sp. Silwood1
Lineage: Eukaryota; Metazoa; Rotifera; Eurotatoria; Philodinida; Philodinidae
Source: the annotation of a GenBank genome assembly